GCGCCAUCGUGCUCGAAAUCGGCGGGGGGAUUUUCACAGCCGCUGCCAAAUCUUGGGGCACAAGAAAUCAACAGUGCACAAAACAGAUCACAACUUGGCUGCUCGGCAAUCAGCGCUGAUAACGGCACUCUGUGCGCAACAAACAAGCUCUCCCAGACUCCAGCCAUACCCAAAACAACAGAAUGGCGCGCUUUUGGUUACAGCUCGCGUGCGCGACCGCCGCGUACGCCUUCCUCCAACCAACGACGAAAGCCGCGACAGCGCGCCGCGCGAUCCAAGUACAAGCCGUCGCGGACCUCCUGCCCGACGACGUUGUUAAUUCAUUAAGUGCAGAGCAGCUGGCAGCCCUCUACAACGCGCCCGACGCCGUGGCCGGCGCGGCCGGUGGCGUUUCCGAAUUCAUUACAACGAAAGUGGGCCCCGCGCUCGGCGCCGAGGCGGCCGCGCUCGGCGAACUCGCGGGCAAGGCUUCGGAGGCGUUCUCUACGAAAGUCGUGCCGGCCCUGAAAGAGGGCGGCGAUGCGCUGAAACCGGCCGUCGAAGCAGCCUUAUCAACGGGCGCUUCCACAGCGAGCGGCGCGUUCGCCGCGGUCGUCGACGCAGGACAUGCCGCGGGCUGGACGGACAUUGAGCUCGCCGGUGCGACGACCAUCGCGCUCUUCCUCACGGUCGCCACGAUCAAGAAGCAGGCCACCCCGCCGCCGCCGCCGCCGCCCACGCCCGCGGAGAAGGCUGCCGUAGGAGCAAAGAAGGCACUUUCCGGCGCUUUGGAUCUGUUCGAGGUCGUGCAGGGGCGACCCUACACGCCCCUCAAGUCCAAGGCCGUCGAGGACGCCGUCAAGCCCAUCGCCUCGUCCGCGGUCACUAUCUACAAGACCAUCGAUUCUACCGCGAAAAAGGCCCCGACGUACACCGAGACCGCCAAGCGGUCCCUGGAAAAGGCCUACAAGGACGCGCCCGCCGUCUCCGCCAAACUAAGCCAGCAGGCCCAGUCCGCCCUCUCCAAGAAAGCCCAGGAGACGCAGAAGGCCGCGCAGGAGGCGGCUAAACGCGCGGCGGCGCGCGGCGGGCCCUACGCGGAAUUGCUCAAGGAGCGCGCUACUCAAGCGGCCGCGAAGCGCGCCGCGGCGCUCAAGGAACAAAGUGCGCAGGCCGUCUCCGUCGUCGCGGAGCGGAGCGCCCCGGCGGUGCGGACGCUCUCGACGGCCUACUCGGCCGCCGCACUCGCCGUGACGAAGGUGUACUCGGCCGCGGCGCCCGUCGUGACAAAAGCUUACGCCGCGGCCGCGCCCGCCGUCCAGACCGCGGCGCAAAAGGCGGCGGCGACGGCCGGCGCGACGAGCGUCGCCGCCUCGGCCGCGGCCAUGUCGGCUGCGGUCAAGUCCGCCGAGGCCCUCCGUUCGUCGGACGCGUACCGGAAGCUCGCCGCGAAGCCCUCUGCCGCGGCGCCGCUCGGCGCGUUCCUGGCCGCGGCCGCGCUGGCGCUGGCGCUGCCCAAGCCCGAGAAAGCGCCGCCGCCGCCGCCGGAGCCGGUAGUGAUUGAGCCGGAAGUCCCGGCCUUCGAGCUGCCCGAGUUCGACUUCUCGUCCUUCGAGCUGCCCGAGGUCGACCUGUCCGCGUUCGCGAACCUGGACCUGGACAACCCGCUCGCCGCGCUCGCCGCGGCGGACGCGGAGGGCGUGCUGACCGGCGUGCGGGCCAUCCUCUACGUCCCCGUCUUCGUGGGGACCUUCGUCCUCGCCCUGCCGCCGGGCGACCAGGCCGCGCUCUUCGUCGCGCUCCUGGCCGCCGCCGUCGCGAGCGGCCGGAAGUCAUGA
Molecule: messenger RNA, 1817 nt
Organism: Pelagomonas calceolata
Lineage: Eukaryota; Pelagophyceae; Pelagomonadales; Pelagomonadaceae
Source: the annotation of a GenBank genome assembly